This is a messenger RNA of Phytophthora nicotianae INRA-310, 1197 nucleotides long. RefSeq lists its product as hypothetical. The coding region runs from base 318 to 1040 and encodes 240 amino acids. The record is from RefSeq and is a predicted model, not a curated record. NCBI's taxonomy places the organism in Eukaryota, Oomycota, Peronosporomycetes, Peronosporales, Peronosporaceae. The transcript has 2 exons.
UACCGGUAAAGAAUUCUGAAAAGGAGUUCAACCUUUUGGUAAACGUCAACGAAGCAGUCGCAAGUCUGCAUCAUAGUUCGCACUCCCUCUGCUAUGCCAUCCUUGCAAACCACGAGCGCUGCCGCGGUGGAAGACGCUCUCCUACGUGGAGAGUGGACACAAGCGCUCAACGACAGUCGCAACAUCCUCGCAGCGCGUAUCGUCCAGGCAAGAACAAUCUACUAUCGUAAAAAAUCCCAUCAAACGUUUCAUUUUCUCCUAAACAUUUUGCUUCAUCACAGCUCCGACAAGAUGAAAACCCAAGCAACUUAUCGACCAUGACAGCGGAAGAGGAGCGCGUGCUGUCGGUGUAUCUUCAGGCGGUGUUCGAGCUGGACUUGGACGACGAAGUAGAGACAGCAACGACCAUCGUCAAGGCCUUUGCGCCACUGCCGAGCACCGUCGCGAUUCAAUGGAGCAUAUUUUUAUUAGCCAUGAACCGCAGACCGAUGGCGACGCAGGAGCUGCGAGAGCUACUGGCAUCGUACACAGAGGAUGGAACAAUGGGGUUCAACGCUCAGCAAUAUGCCAAGGCUGCUGAAGUGCUGGCUUUACAGUUGUUGCUGCCUGAUGAAGGAAUUGAGACUGCGCGGGGUUUUGUGACUGGGGACCAUGUGCUUGAUGACUCUACCAAGCUUCAACUGCUGCGAAAGAUUCAAGCAGCGCAUUUGGCUGCUCAAGAAGCGACGAAGAAUGUUCAGACGUCUGCAGUCAACCAGACAGCAUUGGCCCAGUCAAGUGCUGUGACGAAUGAGCGAGAGGUGAAUAGCUCUUCUUUUCAAGCUGUAUCGACGGGGUUUACGGGUGUUCAACAGCAAGACGCAAAACAGGAUGACGACUCCAGUUGCUACGUGAUGAUCGGUGGCACUGCCAUUGCUCUAGCUGUCGCAGCAGCAGGAGCACUACGAUACCGCGAGAAGAUCCACGAAGCCGUUUCUAACGCUAUCCCCGCUAUUUCUAAGGGGCUCGCAGAUGCCAAAUACGCGCUCUUUGAAGCGUAACGUGGAGUGUGAAAGCACCAGACGUGUUGAGCAGGAGAAGAUAAUGCAGUAUUUAACCUCUUCGAGCAACGUUUAAGGCCCGCUUUUAUCUACAAAGCUUCUGAAAACUAUUCUAUUCGAUACUUUAAAUCUUUCUAAUUUAUCGAUUGCGCUGCUA